Labeo rohita (rohu) is the source of this 3125-nucleotide messenger RNA. RefSeq names its product vertebrate ancient long opsin a (gene valopa). NCBI's taxonomy places the organism in Eukaryota, Metazoa, Chordata, Actinopteri, Cypriniformes, Cyprinidae. Gene Ontology annotation, molecular function: G protein-coupled receptor activity. Bases 432 to 1580 code for a protein of 382 amino acids. Gene Ontology annotation, cellular component: photoreceptor outer segment; membrane. The record is from RefSeq and is a predicted model, not a curated record. Gene Ontology annotation, biological process: visual perception; G protein-coupled receptor signaling pathway. The transcript is spliced from 5 exons.
CUGCGCGCAUCGACUGUUCACCAGAAUUGCGCACUCGACGCUUCCGCGAAAAGCCGAAUGGAUGAAGUUAUGAAUGUGUUUCUGAACGAGAGCGCGGAACGAGUGUUUCCUCGAGGCGGGAGCGCACUGACUGGAGUUCUGCACACAAGUGAUGAUGGUGAAGGCGCAGUUACGUGGCUGACCUGACCUGUGAUGAUAGCCUAUAUAAACCCCAUCCAGCAGGAGAAAGUCAACAGAACACUUCCAGAUUCUGGACCACCAAGCGCGCUCAACAAGUCCGCAGGACUCGCCGGGUGGAUUAUGAUGCUGAUGUAGGGACACAGAACACAGAAACAAUCACUAAACACUCUGGAUUUACGAUGCACGCGGACUUUCUCCAGAUGUAGCCGCGCUCCGCUGCUCGAUUUGAUUCAUUUGACUCGUUUGAAGCGAUGGAGUCGUUUGAGGUGGCGGUGAACGGCGUGUCUCACACCGAGGAUCCGUUCUCGGGACCGCUCACAUCCAUCGCGCCCUGGAACUAUAAAGUGCUGGCGGCGCUGAUGUUCAUAGUGACCGCGGUGUCUCUCUGCGAGAACUUCGUAGUGAUGCUGGUCACCUUCAGGUUCAAACAGCUCCGGCAGCCGCUCAAUUACAUCAUCGUCAAUCUGUCUCUGGCGGACUUUCUCGUGUCGCUGACCGGAGGAAUGAUAAGUUUUGUGACCAACUACCACGGGUAUUUCUUCUUGGGGAGAUGGGCUUGUGUUUUGGAGGGAUUUGCAGUCACCUUUUUUGGUAUCGUGGCUCUGUGGUCUCUGGCCGUCCUGGCGUUCGAGCGUUUUUUCGUCAUCUGUCGGCCGCUGGGGAACAUCCGUCUGCGGGGCAAACACGCGGCUCUGGGUCUGCUGUUUGUCUGGACCUUCUCCUUCAUCUGGACCAUUCCUCCUGUCCUGGGCUGGAGCAGCUACACCGUCAGCAAGAUCGGCACCACCUGCGAACCCAACUGGUAUUCAGGAAACUUCCACGAUCACACCUUCAUCAUCACGUUCUUCAUCACCUGUUUCAUCUUUCCGCUGGGUGUGAUCAUCGUCUGCUACUGCAAACUGCUUCGGAAACUCAGAAAGGUGUCCAACACGCAAGGCAGGCUGGGUAAUGCCAGGAAGCCGGAGCGUCAGGUGACCCGUAUGGUGGUUGUGAUGAUCGUGGCCUUCAUGGUGGCCUGGACUCCGUACGCCGCCUUCUCCAUCGUCGUUACGGCCUGUCCCAGCAUGUACCUGGACCCACGGCUGGCAGCCGCUCCAGCGUUCUUCUCCAAAACCGCAGCGGUUUACAAUCCCAUCAUCUAUGUGUUCAUGAACAAACAGUUCAGGAAGUGUGUGGUUCAGCUCUUGAGCUGCAGUGACGUCACCGUCAUCGAGGGGAACAUCAACCAGACCACCGAGCGCGCAGGCAUGACCAAUGAAAGCAACACAGGAGAGAUGUCCGCCAUCGCCGCACGCAUCCCCGCGGCUGGAACCGUCCCACCUAAAACAGUAGAGCAUCCCAAUGAACGCAGCUCAUUCGCCCAAAUUCCCAUUCCUGAGAACAAAGUAUGUCCGAUGUAAAGACACUGUUUGUCACUCGUGUUCUCUGGCUGAAUGCAUUUAUUCUUUUGAAUGCUGGCAUCCAAACUUUAGUCUAAAUGAUGUUCAUCCAGCAUGACAUUUUGCAGCUUGUGCAUGACAGACACUGUUAAAGUUACAGAAAAACACUGAAACAUGCAGUGUUGGGGACUGCUAACUAUUUUCCUUCAAAGUAGUUCACUACAAAAACAAAAAGAAGGCUAAGGGGUGAUAUCUUUAAAAAAAUAUAAUUUUCAUGUAUUUUUUUAAAGCUUUAUUUAGCAACAGUUUCACAAAGAUGGAUGCAAAAAAGAGAUUAAUUUGCAAUAAAAUUAUUUUAACACAAUAUGGUAACAUUUGUGACCUUGGACCAAAAACCCAGUUUUAAGUAGCACAGGUAUAUUUGUAGCAAUAGCCAAAAAUACAUUGUAUGGGUCAAAAUUAUAGAUUUUUCUUUUAUGCCAAAAAAUCAUUAGGAUAUUAAGUAAAGAUUGUGAUCCAUUAAGAUAUUUUGUAAAUUUGAUUAGUAAUGUGCAUUGCUAAAAACUUAAUUUGGACAACUUUAAGGGUGAUUUUCUGAAUAUUUUGAUAUUUUUGCACCCUAAGAUUCCAGAUUUUUAAAUUGUCGUAUCCUAACAAACCAUACGUCAAUGGAAAGCUUAUUUAUUCAGCAAAUGUAUAAACCAAAACUGACUUAUGACUGGUUUUGUGGUUUAGGGUCACAUUUUACUUUAGGCCUUUAUGUGUAAUACAUAACUGUGGUUACAGUUAUUAAUGAAAUCAUAUAAUGCAUUAUAGGUUGCAUUACAAAGCAUAAAUACUUAAUAUAUGCAUUUUAUAAUGCAAAUAUAACAAAAGUAAUUGACUUUUUAUCUCACAAUUUGGACUUUCCUCCUCAGAAUUCUGAGUUUACAUUUUGCAGUUUUUUCCCGACCAUGGAAUAUGAAAAGUAAAUGAUGAGUGACAUAAUUUUAUCAUGCAUUAUAUAAAGGCUUACUCUAAAAUUACUAUGGUAAUACCACGGUACAGUGAUCAGGGUUUCUGCAGGGUCUUCCAAAGUCUUAAAAUUUCGUUGUAUCAAAUUUAAGGCCAUAAAAAGUCUUAAAGUGUACAAAAAAGUCUUAAUCAAGAUUUCAAGAGGUCUUAAAUUUUGGGACGGAAAGACCAGAAUUGUGAUAUUGGCUUAAUGUGAUGAUUAAACUUUGAAAUGUGCAGCACUCAUAUUCAAUAAAAUCAUGGCCUUUUGAAGUCAGCUGCUGUGCUGCCAUUACAGGGGGAAACUGCUAUAUUUCUGCCGUUCCAAAAGCGCCACCUGCUGGCAAAGAAUGAAUUUGCAUUUUCAGUUUUUGUUCAGACCAUUGUGAAAACUGACCCGUUUUACCCUACAAAAACGCAGAGCUGUAAAUGUGAAUUGGUGAAUUGAUAAGGAGAUAAUGCAUUAUAAAAACCUAAACAGUAAAAUGUAUUUAAUAAUUGAUUAAAUUAAUAUAAUAAUUAAUACUUUUGACUCAUCCAUUUUCAUAAAAUGGUUUAAAGUCUAAAAUGUGA